Messenger RNA from Histoplasma mississippiense, 162 nucleotides. RefSeq lists its product with no specific name. The record is from RefSeq and is a predicted model, not a curated record. Bases 1 to 162 code for a protein of 53 amino acids. The transcript has a single exon. NCBI's taxonomy places the organism in Eukaryota, Fungi, Ascomycota, Eurotiomycetes, Onygenales, Ajellomycetaceae.
AUGCAUUACAUCGCGGCGGAGACGAAGCAAGGGCUGGAGACUAAAAUACUGGAGCAUGAAGUUGAGGACGUUGUUCGAAGGAGGUUUGACCGGAGCGUGGAUGUUAGUAUGAGGUUGGCCAAAAAUGGACUGGGGGUGAUUAAAGUUGAGCCUCAGAGAUGA